Messenger RNA from Phalaenopsis equestris, 1222 nucleotides. RefSeq names its product putative pectinesterase 63. Gene Ontology annotation, biological process: cell wall modification. The coding region runs from base 6 to 1211 and encodes 401 amino acids. The transcript has 4 exons. Gene Ontology annotation, molecular function: pectinesterase activity. NCBI's taxonomy places the organism in Eukaryota, Viridiplantae, Streptophyta, Magnoliopsida, Asparagales, Orchidaceae. The record is from RefSeq and is a predicted model, not a curated record.
GCCAAAUGAAAUCCAUGAUCGCCACAAAAGCUAAGAAUACGGAUAGUUUUGUUAGUUCUACUUCACCACUCCCUCUCCUCACAAACCAUCUCAACAUGAGCGAACCUCCUGCAAAUUUCAUCAACUCUCCAGCUUCCAUGGCCAUCUUCGCCGCUCUCUUCCUUCUUCCCAUCAUAUCCCCCACCGCCGUUGGUUCCAUUUUACAUCCCAACUCUGCCGUUUUCGAUCAACGGAUCUCAGAUAGCCCCAAUGGAUUUCAGUCCAGAGGUAUCAACGCAGGACUUGACGCCAAGCUCCAUUUGGCCGAGAAGCACCCGCGGUUUAUAGCCGUGAGGAAGGAUGGGAAAGGAGAUUUUAAGACAAUUUCUGAUGCAAUUGACAGCAUACCUCAGAAAAACAGGCAAAGAGUUGUAAUCCGGAUUGGCCCCGGUGUCUACAGGGAGAAAGUUAAGAUUGAAAGGACUAAGCCCUUCGUGACAUUUUCCGGCGACCCGAAAGCAAUGCCUACAAUAACGUUCGCCGGCACGGCGGCUGAAUACGGGACUUUGGACAGUGCUUCCGUAAUUGUGGAAUCGCAUUACUUUGUUGCAAGCAAUAUUAUCUUUGAGAACUCGGCACCAGCUCCGGUUUUGGGAGUGAAAGGAGCUCAGGCGGUGGCGUUGAGGAUCUCCGGCGAUAAGGCUGCUUUCUACAGGUGUAAGUUUUUGGGAUAUCAAGACACACUUUGUGAUGAUAAAGGCCGACACUUUUUCAAGGAUUGUUUCAUUCAAGGAACGGUUGAUUUCAUAUUCGGGAAUGCAAGGUCUAUCUAUCUUAAUUGCGUGAUAAACUCUGUGGCCAAUGGAAUCACUUACAUCACCGCACAGGCAAGAUCAAAAAUUGCAGACAAGAGCGGCUUCGCUUUUGUGCACUGUAAAGUAACAGGCACGGGCAGCGCAUUUCUGAGCAGGGCGUGGAAGGAGAGCUCAAGAGUAGUCUUUGCCUAUACUUACAUGGACAGUGUGGUUAAUCCCAGAGGUUGGGAUGAUAGGGGAUUCAAGGAACGACAGGGGACUGUAUUCUAUGGUGAGUAUAAGUGCUCGGGGCCAGGAGCCUCUACGAGCAAAAGAGUCAGUUAUGCUAAGCUGCUGACAGAUAAGCAAGCGAAGCCUUUCUUGAGCAUGACAUUCAUCAGGGGAAAAACAUGGAUUCUUCCGCGGCCGCAGCUUUAAAGCCAAUGUUU